Messenger RNA from Anopheles cruzii, 831 nucleotides. RefSeq names its product pupal cuticle protein Edg-84A-like. Bases 1 to 831 code for a protein of 276 amino acids. The transcript is spliced from 2 exons. The record is from RefSeq and is a predicted model, not a curated record. Gene Ontology annotation, cellular component: extracellular matrix. Lineage: Eukaryota; Metazoa; Arthropoda; Insecta; Diptera; Culicidae.
AUGAGGCAGCGCACCGGUAAAUGCGAGUUUCGUUGCAUAAUGUGGACCACCGGUGAAAUAAAGUACGUUGCGCUGUUCGCUCUCGUUGCUGUGGCCAGCGCCCAGCAUUACCAGCAGUACCAGCCGCAGCCCCAGUACCAUCACCAACCCCAGUACCAGCCCCAAUACCACCACCACCAGCCAGAGUACCAUCACUACCAGCCGCAGCAAGUGGUGUACAAGCAGCCGGCACUGGUCAAAGCCGUCCAACCGGCUCUGCUGAAGACCGUCCAGCCGGCGCUGGUCAAGACGGUGAAGCACGUGGAACAGUACCCGGAUGCUCCGGCCGAGUACCAGUUUGCGUACGAUGUGCACGAUGACCAGACCGGUGACGUGAAGAGCCAACAGGAAGAGCGCCACGGAGAUGUGGUCAAGGGACAGUACACGCUGAUCGAUGCCGACGGUUACCGGCGUGUGGUCGACUACACCGCCGACGAUCACAACGGAUUCAACGCCGUCGUCCGCCGGGAACCGCUCGAGGGACACAAGGUCCUGAAGGCCGUGGCUCCCGUUGCCAAGCUGGUCGCUCCGGUCGCUCCGGUCUACGCCGCCGCCCCGGUCCACACCAAACUGUUCGCCCCGCAGCCCGUCCACUACCAGCCGGCACCGCAGACCGUCCACUACCAGCAGGCCGCCCCGCAGUACUACCAUGCUCCCCAAGUUACCAAGGUUGCUCUUCCCACCGUGACCAAGGUGGCCCUUCCGGUGGCCAAGGUGGCCACUUACGCCCAGCACCAUGACGCCGUCAACCACGUGCAGUUCCACGGACCGUCGAGCAACUACAACUACUGA